Messenger RNA from Alligator sinensis (Chinese alligator), 782 nucleotides. RefSeq names its product StAR related lipid transfer domain containing 6 (gene STARD6). The coding region runs from base 128 to 754 and encodes 208 amino acids. Gene Ontology annotation, molecular function: lipid binding. The transcript is spliced from 7 exons. The record is from RefSeq and is a predicted model, not a curated record. NCBI's taxonomy places the organism in Eukaryota, Metazoa, Chordata, Crocodylia, Alligatoridae.
GCUCCCGCAAUGCUGCGCGCCUUGCACUGCCCUGCUGCAGGCGCCGGGCAGGGGCGAGCGAGCGAGGCGGUGUCAGCGCGGGAGGGCUGCGGUGCGCUGCAAGGGCUGAGCUGCAGCCCUCGGGCAGAUGGACUUCAAGAAAAUUACGGAUGAAGUUUCCAAAAAAAUGUUGUCAUACAGUCAAGAUACAUCAGGAUGGAGAGUAAUAAAAGUUUCGAAAAAUGUUACAGUUUCUUCAAAACCUUCAAAAGAAUAUGCAGGACAUCUAUACUGUGGAGAAGGGAUAAUUAAGGAGGUACCUUCUAAAGUUAUUCCCUUUAUGUAUCUUCCUGAACAUCGAUCCAAGUGGGACAAGGCAUUACAGUCUUACCGGCUGCUAGAAAAGAUUGAUCAGGACACGGGCAUAUAUCACAGUGUUACACAGAGUUAUGGUAUGGGACUGAUUUCGUCAAGAGAUUUUGUUGAUGUGGUACACAUUAAGCCAUAUGCUGGAGGUAUCCUUACUACUAACUCUGUCAGUGUGGAGUAUCCAGAAUGCCCUCCGUCUCCCUCUUGCAUCCGUGGUCAUAACAACCCUUGUGGCUAUGUUUGUUCCCCACUGCCAGAGAACCCAGAACAUUCCAAACUAGUUGUUUUUAUCCAGCCAGAAUUGGGAGGAAUCUUGCCUCAUUCAGUGGUGGAAACAGCAUUGCCAACUAUCCUCAUAAACUUAAUCACUGACACAAGGGCUGGACUAAAGACGUUAAAUAAGUAGAUACCAUAGUCAAACAUAAAGAGAAAGA